AUGAUUCCUGGCUCUGACAAUGUCCGUCACAUAAUGGAUGAAACAUCAGCACGGAGUCAUCGAGGUCGUAGGAAGGUGAGCCGAGAUCUACUUCAUACAAUUCAACAGACAGAAGCCCAAGACAACACUCUUUCGUUAUCCGGUUUCUUUAAAAAGGAUUUCCACGGCCUUCCGGGUCCUCUGGUUUUUGGUGUUUUCCCUAAAUAUUUCCGUUACACUUCAGUCAAUUGUGUGGCUGGUCAAGGCAAUGUGUUCAGCUAUCUCCGAUCUAAGCGGCAAGAACUGCCCAUCCACCAAUCAGACCUGAGUAUACAUCUUCCCCUUCGGCCGGAUGGCAGGCCUGGGCUCAGCUCGGCCCUUAGCAGACGGAAUCCCAGCUGCAAACCUCUUCUCUCCACAAUACUCCCGUCCAGAUCCCCAACAACUGACACAGGCCGACCAGCCGGUCUCGGAAACAUGCUGUUCGAGGAGACCUUUCUGGCAGCUCAACACAUCUCCGAGGCGUCGAUGAGCCUGGCAACACUCGGUCAGUUCAGUGGCACCUGCACACACUCAGGA
Molecule: messenger RNA, 558 nt
Organism: Protopolystoma xenopodis
Lineage: Eukaryota; Metazoa; Platyhelminthes; Monogenea; Polystomatidea; Polystomatidae
Source: the annotation of a GenBank genome assembly